Molecule: messenger RNA, 5987 nt
Organism: Oryzias melastigma (Indian medaka)
Lineage: Eukaryota; Metazoa; Chordata; Actinopteri; Beloniformes; Adrianichthyidae
Gene: slc1a6
Product: solute carrier family 1 member 6
Exons: 10
Coding region: 965-2764 (599 amino acids)
Biological process (GO): L-glutamate transmembrane transport
Cellular component (GO): plasma membrane
Molecular function (GO): glutamate:sodium symporter activity; L-glutamate transmembrane transporter activity; neutral L-amino acid transmembrane transporter activity
Source: RefSeq, a predicted model, not a curated record
AGGGGGCGUGGCUUCUGGAGCUGAGCAGCUCCGCCCCUUACCCCCCCCUGUCUGAUUAUAACAGCUCUGUGUCUCGCUAGCGUAAAUCUUCACCGCUGUUACAUCAAAAUAUCAAGCAAUAUCGUUAAUAUCCAGCCGUAUGGUUCUGAUCCGGAUGUCAGAAGUGAAGAUCUUCAUGGACAGAACUUCCUCCAAAAACAAUAAACUUGCUUCUAUUUAGUUUGAAAAAAAAAAGAUUUAUUUGCUGUUUUUUCUUGAGUGGUUUGCUAAAAAAUAAACUAUUAGAUUUGAUCACAAAGGAAGUUAACUUCAUUAGUUUUAAUGACAUCAAACAUAUUCAACUAAAAACAAUAAUUAGGAAUAUUUAUCAGUUAAAAAAACAUCAGAACUUUUUGUAAAACGAAAUAUUAAAUGACAGCAAAAUCUGAAGUAGCUAACGUCUUUCCUGCGCCUCAGCAAAUUAACAACUUAAGGAGAAAAAAAAUAAACUGCAUCCACUGCUGUCUGCUAAUAAUAUAGAACUCUGCGGUUUUUCACAACAAAACGGAAACUUUUUGAGCUUUAAAGUCAUGGUAUUUAAAGCAGACACACUUAGAGAUUGCACCGUGUGACUAUUGAAACAGCAAACUCUAAAACCUGAUGAUAGAUUUUUAUGCUAAGUCAAGGAUUUUUGACAGAAAUCAUUAUUUUGUAAAGUUUUAACCAGGUGAAGCAUUUGGAGCCAAAUAUUCAGUCAUUUGCUGCCUGUGAGUCUUUUUUAUCACCAAACUGUGACUCUGGACCAAAAGCUGCGGCGUGUCGCGGAUCGAGGGCGAGUCGAUGAGUUUGUUUGUGGUGUGAGAAGGUCAGACCACAGGAGAGAGCUUUUCAUGUCACGCAGCUCAGACUGCUCAUGCAUGGAGCAGCUCAAAGCUCCGGAGCCCACAGGUGAAAGUGUUACCUGAGCUGUGAGAGACUCGCAACCAUGAGUGUUUCCCAUGAGACCUGCCUUCUCGAUCAGGCUCUGGAGCUUAUUAUGAGCGAGAAGCCCCCCAACAGCACCAGUCUCAUCCUGAACGAGGACGCCGAGAAGCUCCCACUGCCCAACAGAGGAGAUCUGAGGAGGUGCCUCCGCAGGGCGAUGGAGAAGAGAGCCAGCAGCGUGAAGGAGCGGGUCAGCUCCUUCAGCAGGAGCAGCCUGAAAGGCUUCUUCAGGAGAAACCUGUUUGUUCUGUUCACCGUCGCUGCCGUCGCUUUAGGUGAGGAUGACGGUGAGUUUGAUGGGUUUCCAUCUUUGAUUUUUGUGUCUCUGUUCCCAGGAGUGAUCCUCGGUUUUUCUCUCCGCCCUCACAACCUUUCAAUGAGGGAGAUCAGAUACUUUGCUUUUCCUGGAGAGCUCCUGAUGAGAAUGCUGCAGAUGCUCGUGCUUCCUCUGAUCGUCUCAAGUUUAGUCACAGGGAUCUCCUCUUUGGACAGCAAGGCGUCGGGUAAGAUGGGUGCGCUAGCCGUGGCCUACUACAUGGUGACCACGCUGGUUGCCGUGUUCAUCGGGAUUGUGAUCGUCAUGAUCAUCCGGCCUGGGAAAGGCAGCAGGGACAGUCCCAUCAACAAAAGUGGAAACAUUGAACCGGUUCAGGCUGCGGAUGCUUUUCUGGAUCUCAUCAGGAACAUGUUUCCUCCCAAUCUGGUAGAAGCUUGCUUCAAGCAGUAUAAAACUGUAUAUAAGAAGACUGUUUACACCAGAAACGUGACAGUGACUCUGAACUUCACUGACUCUCUCAAUCUGACCGAGAACAACCUGUGGGGGAACUUCAGCAGGGUGUUGCACACCGUACAGGAGACGGUGGAGGAGACGGUUCCUGUGGCUGGCUCCUCAGGUGGAGUGAACGCUCUGGGCCUGGUGGUUUUCUCCAUGUGCUUUGGACUGGUCAUUGGUAACAUGAAACAGCAAGGCCAGGCUCUUAGGAACUUCUUUGAUUGCUUGAAUGAAGCCAUCAUGAGGCUGGUGGCCGUUAUCAUAUGGUACGCUCCAGUGGGCAUAAUGUUCCUGAUUGCAGGGAAGAUAGUAGAGAUGAAGGAUCUGGCAGAAGUGGGCGGUCAGUUGGGAAUGUACACGGUUUCGGUCAUUGUGGGUCUCCUCAUCCACGGUCUCCUUAUCCUGCCCCUACUCUUCUUCCUGGUGACCCGGAAGAACCCCUACAGCUUCAUUGGGGGUUUGCUGCAAGCUCUCAUUACUGCUUUGGGAACUUCAUCUAGUUCUGCUACCCUACCCAUCACCUUCCGCUGUCUUGAGGAGAACAACCGCGUGGACAAACGAGUGACCCGUUUUGUCCUUCCUGUGGGCGCCACCAUCAACAUGGAUGGCACCGCUCUCUAUGAGGCCGUGGCGGCCAUUUUUAUUGCUCAAGUCAACGACAUGGAUCUAAACUUUGGGCAGAUUCUCACUAUCAGUAUCACAGCAACUGCUGCCAGCAUCGGAGCAGCAGGCAUCCCUCAGGCUGGCCUGGUUACCAUGGUGAUAGUAUUGACAUCAGUAGGACUGCCCACUGAGGACAUAACACUGAUCAUCGCUGUGGAUUGGUUCCUAGAUCGUUUGCGCACAACCACCAACGUGCUGGGCGACUCGCUGGGGGCUGGCAUCGUGGAGCACCUGUCUCGUGGAGAGCUGCAGGAUCAAGACGCUGAGAUGCACAACUCAGUACUUGAGGAGAGUGAGAAGCCGUACCAGCUUAUAUGCCAGGAGAACGACACAAUCAACCACAUCAACAGUGAAACCACCAUGUGAACCAAAGAACAUUUGUUUCCAAAGGUUUCCGGUAUUAGAGAAAGGGUCAUGGUCAUCUUAUUUUAUGUUUUUUUUAAGCCUCUUAAGACCUGUGCUAAUAUUUGAGCUAACCCUUUAAACACGUAAUCACAAGGCCCCAGUAAACCAUAGUUAACCGCUGUGCCGACACAUUCUCAUUUCCAAGCCGUCACUUUUUGAUGUUUGGUUCAGGCCCCUUCCCCGCCACUUUUUGACAUUUUGGGUUGUCCCCAACUAGUCUUUUUUGAUGUGCUGGCUGUUUGUAAAAUCAAGGGUGUGCAUGAUCAAACAAUCCACUACAUUUUCAAAAUAAAACACAACAUGUAUGUUAAUUCAGUCUCUCGCCCAAAAGGAUGGUGGUUUGAGAAUCUUAAAUCCCCAAUGUGAUUUCACACAACCGUACACUACUUAUGCCUAAGGCUAUGUUCAAACCGGCUCGAAACAGGCGUUUCAAUGCGGGGUAAAUGCACGUUUCAAGAUGUCACGUUCAAAACUUUUCCAUUCACACGCUGCUACACAAGUUUUUAAGUCUGUUUCUUCAGAUAUGUACAAAACAUGGAGCCACUGAAUGGCUUUUUAAGUUAAAACACUUGAAUUUAAUCAGUCUGGGACUCAGAUUUGGAAUUCAUGUAUGGAUGAGAUGCACAACUUAUUAAUUCAUGAAUGUGCCGACCGUUCACGGAGGAUAAAUUAAUGAUUGCGGUUUUUGCCCGGCCGCAAAUAUAUGAUUUUAAGUUUCUCAUAUAUUAAAAAUAAAGCUGGUAAAGAAAAUUUUUGAACAAAGAUUUUCACCAUUUUGACAGUUUAUCGCCAAGCCACUUCCAAUUUUAGGUACAUGCGCUAGUAUCAGGUAGCAACAGCCCUUUAUGCUAAAAGCACAUUCAACUACUUUUAUUGGUCCAAGCCAGGCAAAAAUGGCCUUUUUUUUCAGUCACUGUUUUUGCAAUGGAUUUAUCUUCUUUGGGGGCAUACUUAUGAAAGUAAGCUUCUGGGACACCCUGAUUUUUACCUAAGUAGUCUGCAUCACAGACUUAUUUUGAUGGGUUUAUUUGAUAGAUUUGUAUUUGUGUGUAAUACAUUUAUGGGGUGUAAAGUGAACCAGAAAAAGUUCGCUGUACAUUGAGGUGUCACAACCAUAUUAGAUUUCUGGUCGCCAUGUUGGACUUUAGGCAAAAAUAAGGGCACCGUGCACCUUACACUAGCCUUAAAAGGACUUCAGGAUAUACUUACCUCAAGUACGACUAUGGUACGUUCUAUUUUCAUAAAAUCCCUUGAAGUGGCUCACCUAUGCACCCUUUAAGAUGAGCCUGCACCUCUGUGCAACCCUCAAUGGACCUGGACAACCCAAAAACCAAAAACCUAGAACACCCCGUACAAGUGCAUGUGACUGAGACAUUAUCCCAUUUGAUCUGGCUAUUUAGAAAACAAUUAUAAACUUGUCCCGAGACAUGAAAAAGAGAUUGUAAUUUAUUUUUUUGUUUUUUGGAACUAAAGUUUACAGUAAAGGUGUAGGUAAAAAAAGAAUCCGUCAGCUGGAGAGGUUUAUCUUUUUUAAAUGAUGGUUUCAAAACAUUAAAAAACUCAUUCAUAAAAGAUAAACCAAGUCCGUUUAAUAGCUUUUUACCUUCUAGUUCAAUAAAAUCGACCUGGAUUAAUCACUGAAGUUUACAGUGUCAUAGAUUGUUGAAGUUUGGGUCAAACACCGUAGUAUCCUCAUGUUUUUAAGUCGUUUUUACCAUUUUUCUUAUCAGCAGGGAAUCAUUUAUUUAAAAAUAAAACUGCAACAGAACUCAUCAAUUUCUGGUGAUGCUUUAGAUCCGUUUUUUACUGUUAAUAUUUACCUUACAAACCAUUAUUCUGUUUACCUUUGGAGUUUCCAUAGAAACAAAUUAAUCAGGAUGUUCAGAAUGUAAAUAAUUAAUAUUUGGGGGUUUUUUGCUAGGUGCUGUUUAGGUUAUCCUAAUAAAUGUUUCCUUGAAAUUUUGAAUACUUGACUGUUAAAUGCUGGAAAUGUUUUUUUUUUUUUAAUUGACUUUAUUUAUGAUUUGUAAUUUUUUAACUUAAUUUUACACAAAUUUAUGUGACUUAAUGUAUAUUUAAAGGUAUUGUGUUACAAUUCUGUAUGGUUGUACAAUAACAAACCUGCAAUAAUACCUACAGUAUGUAAAUUAAGUUAAAUUCUCAAAUUUUGCAUAUUUUCUUGUUUAAUUCAACUUCUUUGCUACAGUACUUUUUUCAUAUUCUUGAUAUAAUUAUACAGAUUAUUUGGUCAUUUUUAAGUAUAAAUAUUUGUUGUUGAUCAUAAAGUUUUUUGGUUGUGUUAAAAUGUAUAUUGAGAUAUAUGAUGUUUUAUAUAGUAGCUUACUUGAAGAUUUGGAAAUAUCUGACAUUUUAUCUGAUUUGAUCCUGUUGUGAAGGUUUUUUGGCUCAGUGGUGUUUUAGUGGAUAUAUUUUUCCUCAGAAGAGCAGCUAAAACUGGACAAAAAAAGUUUAAUUAACUUUUUGGGGUUUUUGUGAGCGUACAUUUGGAGCACUUUGGAAGAAAGGACUCUUACUCAAGACAAAAGUUGUUUUUUAUUUUUAAUCCACAUUUCCUGAAUAAAAUUUAGGAGAUCCAAUAAAACAACGUAAACAUAGGUUUCUAAUUAUUAAUGGAAUUAAUAUUUUUUAUAAGUUCACGAUUCUAAUUAAUAAAAAAUUAACAUACAUAUGUAAAAGUUGUUAUAUACCAUGUAUUGAAAUGGACAUAGAAGUACAAACAUGUUAGCUUCUACAUAGUUUUUUGUUAGGUCAAACUAACUGAUGUUUCAAGAGGUUUUAGUUUUAAAGAAAAUAAAAUUAGAAAUUAGAUGAAAAUCCAAUAAAAGAGGAAAUUAAUUUAAGUUAAUAAGUAAAAAAGAGGAAAAAAGAAGCAAACAUAGGUCAGUAUUGGGUACACCAGUAAAAACACUGCUAUUUAUAAAAAUAGAAUAAUUUAUUAAUUGCUGUAUGAUCUCGGAAUAUUUGCAGUUAUAAAGUUAACUUUACAAAUUAAUGAUGCAAGUUAUUGAGUUAAUCACUAAGUCAUGAAUUUGAUUCGGUAAAUUAAUCACGUUACAUAUUACUGAAAAAUUUUCUUUUUUCACCAUAUGUUGUCAGACAUCUCACAAUCUACUGUCCUGUCUAACCUCCUAAAGAUUUGGAAAAUAAACAAGACAAAAACAGA